GGGCAUUCAUGCUCCACCAGCUCCCGGAGCAGCUGGGCUGUCUCCACUCCGCCGCUGGCUGAGUCGGCUGCGCGGUGAGAGAGAGAGAUGGACCGCUUCCUGGGUUUCGUCAAGCAAAUAAGGAGAUCUAGGAGAAGAAAGGGGAAAAAGUACCGGCCAGAAGAGGAUUACCACGAGGGCUAUGAGGAUGUCUAUUAUUACGCUUCAGAGCAUUUUCGAAAUGAGAGUCCCUACACUAAAUCCGCCAGCCAGACAAAGCCGCCUGAUGGAGCAUUGGCUGUGAGGAGACAGAGCAUCCCAGAGGAAUUCAAGGGCUCCACCGUCGUUGAGCUGAUGAAGAAGGAAGGCACCACCCUCGGACUGACGGUGUCCGGAGGAGUUGACAAGGAUGGCAAGCCAAGAGUAUCUAAUCUGCGACAAGGAGGAAUUGCUGCUAGGAGUGAUCAGCUGGAUGUAGGUGACUACAUCAAGGCCGUGAAUGGGAUCAACCUGGCCAAAUUCCGUCAUGACGAGAUCAUCAGUUUGCUGAAGAACGUUGGGGAAAGAGUGGUUCUUGAAGUUGAAUAUGAGCUGCCGCCAGUCUCUGUCCAAGGAUCGAGUGUUAUUUUCCGAACGGUGGAGGUCACGUUACAUAAAGAAGGCAAUACGUUUGGUUUUGUAAUACGAGGGGGAGCACAUGACGAUAGAAAUAAAUCUCGUCCCGUUGUGAUAACAUGUGUUCGUCCUGGAGGGCCUGCUGACAGAGAGGGCACAAUCAGACCUGGUGAUAGGUUGCUCAGUGUGGAUGGAAUUCGCCUUCUCGGGACCACGCAUGCUGAAGCCAUGAGUAUUCUUAAACAGUGUGGACAAGAAGCAACGCUGCUGAUAGAAUACGAUGUCUCAGUGAUGGAUUCUGUGGCAACAGCAUCCGGGCCAUUACUAGUUGAAGUUGCCAAAACACCUGGUGCCAGCCUUGGGGUUGCCCUUACUACCUCGAUGUGCUGUAACAAACAGGUCAUUGUCAUAGACAAAAUUAAAUCUGCAAGCAUUGCAGACAGAUGCGGCGCACUGCACGUGGGAGACCACAUCCUGUCCAUCGAUGGAACCAGCAUGGAGUACUGCACGCUGGCGGAAGCCACCCAGUUCCUGGCGAACACCACUGACCAGGUCAAGCUGGAGAUCCUUCCCCAUCAUCAGACCCGCCUGGCUCUGAAGGGACCUGACCACGUGAAAAUUCAGAGGAGCGACAGGCAACUCACCUGGGAUUCCUGGGCCAGCAACCACUGCAGCCUUCACACCUACCAUCACCAUAACACGCACCACCCCGACCAUUGCCGAGUGCCUGCCCUGACACUCCCGAAAGCGCCUCCUCCAAACAGCCCUCCAGCUUUGGUGUCUUCAUCCUUCUCUCCUACCUCCAUGAGUGCAUACAGCCUGAGCUCCCUGAACAUGGGGACUUUACCUCGCAGCCUCUACUCCACUAGUCCACGUGGAACCAUGAUGCGGAGGAGACUGAAAAAGAAAGACUUCAAAAGCUCACUGUCUUUAGCCUCCAGCACCGUGGGCCUGGCUGGGCAGGUGGUUCACACAGAAACCACAGAGGUGGUGCUGACAGCAGACCCUGUCACAGGGUUUGGGAUCCAGCUGCAGGGCAGCGUGUUUGCCACUGAGACUCUCUCCUCUCCACCUCUGAUAUCCUAUAUUGAAGCCGACAGCCCAGCAGAGAGAUGUGGGGUACUACAGAUCGGAGACAGAGUGAUGGCCAUUAAUGGAAUUCCAACUGAAGACAGCACCUUCGAGGAAGCCAAUCAGCUCCUCCGAGACUCUUCAAUCACGAGCAAGGUCACACUGGAAAUCGAGUUUGAUGUUGCAGAGUCUGUCAUCCCAAGUAGUGGAACAUUUCAUGUAAAGCUCCCUAAAAAGCACAAUGUGGAACUUGGAAUAACCAUAAGUUCACCAUCCAGUAGAAAACCAGGAGACCCCCUAGUCAUCUCAGAUAUCAAAAAAGGCAGUGUGGCACACAGAACCGGAACCCUGGAACUUGGGGAUAAAUUACUUGCAAUAGAUAACAUUCGGCUGGACAAUUGUUCCAUGGAAGAUGCAGUUCAGAUCCUCCAGCAGUGUGAAGACCUGGUGAAGCUCAAAAUCCGCAAAGAUGAGGAUAACUCAGACGAACAAGAAAGUUCCGGAGCAAUUAUUUACACUGUGGAGCUUAAGCGCUAUGGGGGGCCCCUCGGCAUCACGAUUUCAGGAACGGAAGAGCCAUUUGAUCCCAUCAUCAUCUCAAGCCUCACUAAAGGGGGAUUAGCUGAAAGAACUGGCGCGAUCCACAUCGGAGACCGAAUCCUAGCCAUCAACAGCAGCAGCCUGAAAGGGAAGCCUCUGAGCGAAGCCAUCCAUUUGUUACAGAUGGCAGGAGAGACUGUCACCUUGAAAAUUAAGAAACAGACAGAUGCUCAGUCAGCAUCAAGUCCCAAGAAAUUCCCCGUUCCCAGCCACUUGAGUGACCUGGGAGAUGUGGAGGAGGACCCGUCCCCCACGCAGAAGCCGGGCAAACUCCCCGACACGUACCCCUCCACUGUGCCCAGUGUGGACAGUGCUGUGGACUCGUGGGACGGCUCUGGGAUCGAUGCCAGCUACGGGAAUCAAGGCACUGGCUUUCAGGCCUCAGGAUACAACUUCAACACCUACGACUGGAGGAGUUCCAAGCCGAGAGGUAGCUUGUCCCCUGUCACUAAGCCUCGAAGCCAGACUUACCCAGAUGUGGGGCUGAGUAAUGAAGAUUGGGACCGGUCCACAGUCAGCGGUUUCACAGGGGCGCCUGACAGUGCCGAGGCCGAGCAAGAGGAAAACUUCUGGUCCCAGGCGCUGGAAGAUCUGGAGACCUGUGGACAGUCAGGGAUUCUGAGAGAGCUUGAGGAGAAAGCUGACAGGCGUGUGUCUUUGAGAAACAUGAAUCUCUUGGCAACAAUCAUGUCGGGGAGCACGAUGAGUUUGAAUCAUGAGGCCCCAACACCUCGCAGUCAGCUGGGGCGACAGGCCAGCUUCCAGGAACGGAGCAGCUCUCGGCCACACUAUAGCCAAACAGCACGGAGCAAUACCCUGCCCUCCGAGGUGGGCAGGAAGUCCGUCCCCCUGAGAAAAAUGAAACAAGAAAUAAAGGAGAUCGUGUCCCCAACUCCUGUGGAGCUGCACAAGGUGACCUUGUACAAAAGCUCGGACAUGGAGGACUUCGGGUUCAGCGUCGCAGACGGCCUGCUGGAGAAAGGCGUGUAUGUCAAAAGCAUUCGCCCCGCCGGGCCAGGCGAUCUUGGUGGCUUAAAGCCCUAUGACAGGCUCUUACAGGUUAAUCACGUCCGAACGAGAGACUUUGACUGCUGCCUCGUCGUGCCCCUCAUCGCAGAAUCUGGUAAUAAGCUGGACCUGGUUAUUAGCAGAAACCCGCUGGCUUCACAGAAGUCUAUAGAACAGACUCUACCAGGAGAAUGGAGUGAACAGAACAGUGCUUUUUUCCAACAGCCCAGCCACGGUAGUAAUCUGGAGAUCCGAGAACCCACCAACACCUUAUAGCAAUGCUUUUUAUAAAGCAGGACAAAAGACAGUAUCUACAUGGUGCUAAAAAAAAAAAAAUCCCUUUGAGAUUUCUGUGACAUUUGAAGCACAGAUGAUCACGUGGCAUUAAGUGCAAGCACAGGGGUCUUUUAAAUCUCUCACGGCUCAUGUUCACUUCCCUUUCCAAGUAGAAGAGGUUAGUUUUUUUGGCGACCACUACGGUAUCUGGCAGAUGAUUUGCUGCCAAGCCCCAUGGUAGAGAAAAGGAAAAAUAAGUAGGCCACCCCUCCACGAGGAACAUGGGAGGAACUUUUUUACAAGUUCAUCUUCCUAUCACUUUUUGAAAAAAUGUCUGUUUAAAAAUAUUCUCUAUGAUAAUUUCCUUAAUUCACUUUGAAAUCAGUUUCUUACUAUGAAGUCAUUAAUGUAAGAACUUGACCAACAAGGCUUUUCAUAAAGCUGGCUCUGCUAGAGGAACUAGUUGGGUAACUGCUGGGACUGGCUGCUGCUAGGGGAGGGGUACAGGGACACAAUUAUCUUAAAAUGUUUCAGCAACGAUGCACGCAGGAGAUCCUAAUAGGUGGUGGUAACUGUUUUGCCCAAGUAUAGGAAUGAUUUUAACUAAGAUGUAUGCUAUUCCCUAUGCAACAAAUUAUCAAACAGGAUAUGUCUUGUGACCUGUUGCUUUUUUUUUUUUAGGGACACAUUUUUAAUAACUGAAAAUCUCUGAUAAUGAAUUAGAGUGUUUAGUAACACUGAGAGUUAGUUAUCUUAUUUUUAAAAUUCAGGACUAAGAAUUUAAGAAUUAAGUCUAUUAAAAGGUUUAUCUUAAUGAUAGGCGAAUCAAACUCAUCUUGCUCAACAUGUUUUAAAAACUGGUUCCACUGAGGGGUGUACAGCACAUGUACUUAAAAAUGACACCGGACUGCGUUUAGUUCUGAGCCAUGCCACUCACCGAAAUUGUAAAUACAUUUUCCACAGAAUGCGUUGCCAAUUAUCACCAUCCCUCAAAGCAAUAAAUUGUGACAGUUGCAGUUAAUGUCUGUCAGCAACUGUUUUCAUCUGUCCGGAUAUUUUGAAUAGUUACACUAAUAACUGUUAUUUGGUGAAUAUAAAAAAAUAGAUAUGUAUAUCAAUUAUAGAAUCUCCAUAUUGAAAGUUAUUUUCCAAACAUUUCCAUUUCAAUCAAUAACUCAAACAACCGCUUAGAUGAAGCACUUGAACACUGUGUCCUUUGUUUAAGGAAAACCUUCACCUUUCUUUGUGUGCAAAGAAAUAUAUUAUUUCAAUCACAUUUCAGGACUGCCAGGGCAAGAAAGUAUAAAGCAGAACAUGUUAAGAAAAAAAGAUCAUGAGUCACUUAAAUAUGUAUUUUUAUUUGUAACAAACAAGUAUUAAACUGUAAAGUAUUUUUGUACAAAUUUAAUACUUUAAUAGCAUGGUAUUUAUCGUCUAUGUAUGGUUUUGGGGGAUUCAAAAUUGUUGCAAAUAUUUGUAUGGGAAAAAAAUCCUCUACCAAAUGGAAUAAACAGUGAUUUUAAAAAGCCAAAAAAUAGGACAUUCACUUUCUCAGAGCUUUGAAUGAAUUUUCAUGUUCUAGAGGCUGAGCCCUACACAAUGUUAAUUGCUACAUAAUUUCUAAACGGGGGGAGGUUUUGCCGUAAAUUUGAAAAGCAGCAUGGAAGAGCAGGAGGAGCAUAGGGUUUGAAAGCAGAUCUGGGUUUGAAUUCCAGCUCACUGGUGGUAUGAAAUUUACCAGGAGUCAGUUUCCCCGCCCCCAAUACUGAAAGUCCCAUCUGCUCUCGGAGUCUGUUGUGAGGACAAGAUGUGAAACCCGUGCAAGUGCUAAAACAGCCUGCAGACAGGAACACACUCAAGACUAAUGGCACAUUUAUUUUAGGUGGCACAUCUGCCCUCAGGGAACACCACGUGUUCUAGGAAACAAGUUUGCACAAACUGCGAACAGACUGCACGUUCGACCCCAACACUCGUUUGCAGAUUGCCUUGCAGAUCCUGAAAACUCACAGGAACAACACUAGAAUGUCCAUUCUCACCACAUCCAUGUAACAGUUUACUAGAAGUUCUAGCCAGAGCAGUAAGACAAUAAAAUGAAAUAAAAAGCACCCAGAUAUGAAAGGAGUAAAAUGUUCUCUAUUUGCAGAUGACAGAAAAAUCUGUGAAAGUGAAAACAAAUCCACAAAAUGCAAAAAAAAAAAAAAAUGCAAAUAGUGUUUCUAAUAAAAGACUUCUUUGUAGAAUAUAUGAAGAACUCCUAUCUCAAUAAGAAAAAAUAACCCAAUUUAUAAAUUGGCAAAAGACCUGAAUAGACAUUUCUCCUAAGAGAAAGAACAAAUGGCAAUAAGCACAUGAAAAGAUGGCCAACAUCAUUACUGUAGGCAAAUGCAAAUGGAAGCCACAACGAAAUAUCGCUUUACGCCCACGGUGUGGCUGUAAUCAAAGAGUCGGAUGACAACAGGUGCUGGAGAAAAUAUGAGGCACUGGAACCCACACACACUGCUGGCGUAAAUAUAAAACAGUACAGCUGCUUGGAAAACAGCCUGUCCGGUCCUCAAAGCUUUAAACAGAGUUAUAAUGUGCCCCAGCAUUUCCACUCCUAGGUCUAUCUAUACCUUAAAGAAAUGGAAAUACAUGUUCACACAAAAACUUACGCACAGAUGCUCAAAGCAGCAUUAGCUGUAAUAGCCAAAAAGUGGAAAUAACCCAAAUGUCCAUUAGCUGACGAAUGGAUAAAUUCCAUGUGCCAUAUCCUUACAACAGCACAUUAUUUGGAAAUAAAAAUAGAUGAAGGCCCUUUGCUUCGAGGAACCACUGAAAGCAAGGUGGGCCACCUGCAGCUCUACGGGGGCCACCUGCAAAAAUGCAGCCAGGUCCCUGAUCUUGUCACAUCAGCUCAAACCCACACAGUCUGAUGUGGAAAUACGACCUCAGUCUGUGCGGCCAGUUUUCCCAUCAG
This is a messenger RNA of Phyllostomus hastatus (greater spear-nosed bat), 6505 nucleotides long. It is a transcript of the gene GRIP1, whose product is annotated as glutamate receptor interacting protein 1. The record is from RefSeq and is a predicted model, not a curated record. Gene Ontology annotation, biological process: neurotransmitter receptor transport, endosome to postsynaptic membrane. Bases 88 to 3549 code for a protein of 1153 amino acids. NCBI's taxonomy places the organism in Eukaryota, Metazoa, Chordata, Mammalia, Chiroptera, Phyllostomidae. Gene Ontology annotation, molecular function: nuclear glucocorticoid receptor binding. The transcript has 25 exons.